AUGCUUCAGCAGAAAGUGAAGCGAGAACAACGGGCCUCGGGGAAGACGUCAACGGGGCAAGCAUCUACGGGGCAAGCAGCUCAAUCGACCCGACAGUCUCUGCGAGCACAUCAAUCGCAGGCGUCUCACGGAGCCCAUGGAGCUCAUGGAGCCCAUGGAACCCAUGGAACUCGUGAAUCGCCUCGUGAAUCACCACGGCAACAUGGUGAGAGAGCAUCGGGUGGUAUCCCAUCGCCGGUAGGAGGUGUUGCGGCUUCCCCGGUGGUCGAGGUGGGUCCACCGGUCGUUUUGGGCGGCUCCCCGGUGGUUUUGGCUGGCUCCCCGGUGGUAUCGGGUGCCCCCCAGGCCCACCCCCCGGUAGCCUUCAUCUCUUCCAUCUGCUCAAGAAUCGAACUCUCCCUCCCCCUUCGUUCCGGAUACACUCUCGGUCAACUCGACGUCGACCCGUCGUUUUCUCAGGCUCGUUCUCAUCUCGUCCAUUUGGCAACCUUGUCGUACCUCGAUUCGACCCUUGUGCAGCUAUUCGAUCUGCUUAAAAGAAUUAUAGACACCACCACAGACCGCAAUUCCAUCCCGAUCUCCAUCCUACGGUCCAUCUACGUUGUCUUGGACAUCGUUCUGUCCAUAAUUAACGCUCUUUGGGACAGUGCUGUCAACAAUAUACCUUCUAACGUCAAGAUCUAUCGAGAUUUCGGCAUCAAUGCUGCUCCUUCACUUGUAAACUCGGCCGUAUAUGCCACGGCAUCUCCUAAACCCGUCCAAUCAGCCACUGUCGCCUCUCUGCUGCCUCUUUUGGUCGAUAUUAGAACCGAUCAAGCCAUAAUCCUUCAAUUGGACUCCAUUUCCGACUCUCCUACAACCUCUGCUGUCGCUGCUUCUCUCUCGAUGCACUUUACUGACCCUACAAGAGCCUGGCUCAUCAAUUCUAUAGAUUCUACCGUCUCAUCAAUCUGCAAAUACUUGGCAGCGUCCAAUCCGGACGAGUUUUACGCCUUUUUACGCUCUAAGUUCCAUCUCCUCAACAUAGAGAGCAUCUAUAUCCCUUCUGUUGAUCUCUUUGGAAUGAUCUGUCUUCAAAAUGACAAUUUCAUAGCCCAUUUGGGUCUCAUAGCUGACAUAAUUAAGGUUUCCAGACGUCAGUCUCAAAUAGCUCUGUUACUCUCCUAUUUCGCUGAUGGUAUCUUUUGUUGGGCCACCUAUAGAACAAGUGACUUUUUGCAGGCACAAUCUCUAGAGGCUGUCAACCAUUCGGUCGAUCCAUUGUUCGAUCUGCUAUUCAGGUCUCUUGACUUCAAGUUUUAUCAUAAGGCAGCUACCAAUAUAUUAGCCUCUAUGCUCUUAUUGCUUCCACAGCAGUUCACCAAGUAUCUUGACAGCGAGAAACCUCAAAAGACCACUUUUGGGCUCAAAAAACCGGCCGUUUUCAAAGCCACCACGUGUAAACAGCGCUUUAUCCUCGAUUUUGUUCACGUCUUACAGCAUCAUCCUACUUCUGCACCUUUUUUAACUCGAUUGAUGCUCGUAGGUUGCAUAAUCUCUACAUACGAUGCUUCAAACCCUGUGGCAACCUUCACCUGGCAUAUUCUAGACGGAAUACGUUCAGAUCUAGUCCUCGCUGAAGCAGGAGACCCGUCUAUCGACCUCCCAGUCGAUGGCCAUCUUCUUCUGGGUCUUCAGCGUGAUCUAUUCGCCAUUUCCAUGAUGAUGGAUCCUGUUAGCGUUACUAAACGGAUCGUCAAACUUGGUUCUCACUCUAAAUCGGCUGUUCGGCAGUGGCUGCCAGUUGUAGGUGGACUUCGCCAACUCAUCGAGAUCCCUGUUUUGUCUGUGGAGAUGUUCCCCUAUCUUCAAACAGCUUCUCCAGUUAUUCUUCAGGUGAUUCAUUCAUUGGCCGAGGACACUGACGUCAAUAACGACGCUCCAGACGACCUCGCCACAAGCGAAACUACCACGAAUGACUCCACCCCCAAUGAUAAUGUGGGUUCAUCAGUCAUCAGCCUCGAUGAGGCAUUGAAAACUGACUCAAACUCAAUCACGGGAACCACCAAAAGACUCACUCGGAAGAUGAAGGAGUCCAUUAUUGGGAGUACUACGUCGAUGCCGUCUUCGUCUGCGUCGAUCCAAGUCAAUUCGUCCACGUCGAUCGCCGGUGAGCCGUCAGUCAUCUCUUCACACUCGAUGAAAUCGUCUGCAUCGGUCGUUUCGUCUGUCUAUUCGAUGCCUGAGGCUGCACGGAGCGUCUUGUCUGAUUCUUUCCACAUCUACAAGAUCUGCCCCUUUAUGUUCUAUACAUAUUCGGUUGAUUCGUCGCAUCCAACCGAUUACGUGGCCCUUGAAAGGACUUAUAUUCCAUUUUUGGCCCCCAUUUCGUUGCUACUCGUCGACAGCGAUGCCGACUUGUCGUCUUCUGUGGAGGCCUUUCUUCUCUCGUUCCCACUAACCAUCGCAAACGACUCCUCGUCUGCGUCGCUGCUCGGAUACUUGGUAUCUGCCAUUGCUGUAGACUCUGUAUGUCAGAUCUCUGUAUUGCCCACCAUUGACCAGGCUCAAAGAGAGCACUUAAUCAAACUUAUCUCACAGCUGGUCAAUUUAGUCUCACGGUAUACCUCUACCGAGAAACUUGUCGACAGCUUAAAUGACGAACAGGUGAGGAAAUAUCAUUUAAGCGGUGGCUGCAACAGAUUGAUGAACAACUUCGAACGUGCCCUGUUUUUGGGGCUAUUGUCCGACAGCGUAGACACAAUUCGAGUGUCUAGAAGGCUUCUACAGGCAUAUCUUAUGAUUAUUUCGUCUGAGUUCCAUCUGAGAAUGUGUUUCUCGCAUGAUAAUUUGCCUCUAGUGAAGAAUAUCAUCAGGGGUAAACUACCUACUGGUCGAUUGGCCAUCAGAAAAAAGCUCAGAGAUCAUAUGUGCACUCUAAUGGAGCCAACAUCGACAUUGCUUGACGUUUGGAAUAUUAUCUACUCGAAAAUCAGCUCGGCCAGUCAUAUAGAAGAGGUUAUGGAGGGUCAAAAUGAGCUCGAUCUACUCGAUUCGCUCGAUUCCAACGCCUUCGUCACGUCAGACGACUAUGGAGAGUACGUGGCUUCUUUGGGUGGCAUUAUUAUGGCUCCUAGCUUUGCUAGCGAUUCACGACAGCCGUCUUUACAGCAUAAAUUGAUGAUGUUUCUUGACUACAGCCUGUUGUCACUCUUCAGCAGCGAUGCAAAGAGACGGGAGCAUUCUCGAGAGGUGCUCUGCGUGUCUGUACAUCCACUGCUUUGCGGAUUGAUCUUGGAUCUUGUAGAGAAGCACCUGGAGAGGUUUGAAAGUGCUCUUUCCAAGAAGCAGUACAACCUCUGUGAGCUGUAUAUCAACGUUCUAAGGGCCAUUUGCCAAAUUGACGUGUCAAACGGCUUGUUUUUCCACUCCACUCAACUCUGGAGUAUCAAUUGUAGGCUUCUUAGUCUCAUGAACUUUGUGGUAUCUCGGCCAGGCUUUCUCAGGCUGAAGUUAAAGUUCUGUAAGCUUCAGGUAAUGUUUUUGUCGAAGAUUGACGAUCUUUCCUUGCGCGGGAACAUCUUUAAGAAGAACGAGUACGCUAGAAUAGCUGCCAACUAUCUAGAGGACUCAUUUGAGGUUCCUCCAGAUGAGGAUGUUGAAUCAGAAUCAGCAAGAGCCACUUCUGGCAAAGUACUGUCGUUUGGAGUUGGUCCCUCCAAGCCUCUGUAUACGGCUCUACAGUUAGAGGAACUCCAGGAUCUUCACCUCAACAUCAAGGUAGAAGCCUCGACGAUGCUAAAAAUCGUCUUCCAUCGACUCCCGUUGGACACGCCAAUCCAUUCUGCCAAGGAGGACAAGUUGGCAGCAGGAGUGAUCUUCUCGAACUAUUUUAACAUCUUUGUGAGGAUUCUGGAGCGUAUGAAUGGCCCAAAUACCAACGGUUCAAAGCCUCAGCAGGCAUCUACAGCGCUCCCACAGUCGCUGGCGUCGUCGCUACAGAUGCAGUCGAUCAUACACAACGUAAUUCAGGCGUUGGUGAACCUUUUAAGCUCGAAUUCAGAGAUCGGACUCAACUACUCGCUACCGUUGGGAUACCAUCACGAUUCACUCAUUAGAGUGUCGUUCAUCAAUGUAUUUUCCAAGAUUAUUCAAGACGUUUAUGCCCCAAAGAUAGACGUUGCCAAGCAAUCGCUCCAGAAGUUGAGCCGGAUUCUCUUUUUCGGGAAACCCGCAUUGCUCCUCUCGGCCGUUGAGGUAUGUCCACGUUCUGAGGUGGAUGCAUUUGCCAAUGCUUUACUUCAAGUGACGGACAACGAGCAGAAGAAGUUGUCGAUUUUGACAGGUCUGCUUAGGUUUGAGAUCUUGAAUGUGGGUCAUUCCGUCGAGAUCUUGCGUAGCAACACGGUAGCCACACGAAUGGUGGCACUUUACUCGCGUUCCGAGGCCGCUGUGUACAUUGUAAAGACUCUUCGAUCGCCUCUUGAGGAGUUGGUUGAGUCUGGUGAGUAUUUUGAGAUUGAGAAGAUGGAUUCUCUGAACGAUCAGGAGAAAAUGUACAACGUGGAGCUGUUCAUGAAGUAUUUAAAGCUUGUAGUGGACUCGAUAUCGUUGUCGUUGGAGAUGAUUCCACACGGUAUUCGUGUGAUCUCCAAAGUGAUCUUUGAUACUGCCAGCGUUCACUUCCCCCAGUCAAAGUACGCGGCACUUGGUGCAUACCUAUUUUUACGGCUCUAUAAUCCGGCCAUAGUUUCACCAGACCAGGCGAAGAUCGUUGAGUCGAACGAUGUGCGCUUCAAACGGUCGGUGAUCCAAAUAGCACGUACUUUACAGAUGCUUGUGAACGACGUACUUCCCACGAGCAAGUUCCCGUCGUUGAGGUCCAAAGCAGGAGAAAUCGCCGAGAUGAACAGGCAGAUUGCACAGUUUAUGGACUUUGUAGUAGCCGUGGAGGACGACGAUCCAGCAGAUGUCCAGGUUGAAUUUAACUACAACGCAGGAAUUCGCUUCUUCCAUACGUUUUUCUAUGAUCACUGGAUGGAGAUUCGGUCCAAAUACUCUCUGAAGGGAGGAGGAAAGCUAUAUGAGGACUCCAAGGAGGAUAAGAUCAAGAACAUCAAGCAAGUUGAUUCUUUACUCUGUGUUUUGGGUCUUCCAGAGCGAAUUAAGGGCUAUCAGAUUCCUGUUUCCAUCAAAAACGACAAGUCAGAGAAGGGUAUCUUACUCUACGAUUUCAUGUCGCGUAGUUCGCUCAAGGACAGCAAUCCGGGCGAUUCUUUGCGUGUCUUAGCAACCAAGGAUGGCCUUCCAUUGGUUGUGGUCCGGCUUGCACAGGUUCCGGAAAACUUGUCGAAUGAUACGAUGAUAUACCGACUUAUCCAGUCUCUGAGUGGGUACUGGGAACAGCCCUAUUGCUUUUUGAUCGAUUGUACUGGUUACACGGAUGUAGAACGAUUUGAUUCUCUUUUCUCUCUUUAUUGCAGCCUCAUUCCUCCUGCAUUCAGGAUCAACUGUAAGCGUACGUAUUACUUUAACGUCACGCCUCAGUUCUAUAGGUGUCUGAGAGCUUUUGGAUAUUCUAUGCCUGAUUCCAUCGAGUUCAGGUUCCUUUCCUCAGACGAUGAUAGCAAGACCAUUAUGACGUCUGGAUUGGUGUCGUAUUCUAAUCAGGUUUCUAACGAUGCCAGAGUUGUUUUCCACGAUGUAUCUCUGUACCAGGCAGAGGCCAGACGUUUUGUACCUGUCAAGUUGAAAGUAGGUAAUAGGUACGUUCAGAUCUUUAGUGGGCAGCCGCAAAGAUUGAAAUUAGGGUCCCGAAUGCGUCUUGUGAAGACCGUCGAAGUCUACAAAGUGAGAGAUAUGGACGAGAUCGCUGCCAGUAAUAUUACCGGUGUUUUCAACGAGCUCUCAAUGGUAAACUCGGCCACCGGUGAACGCCUCAUCUUAGCUUCACCCAAAAAGGUGGAAAUCAUGAGAACGUUGUACUUCAGCCGGGCCAGAAACUACCAGGAAGACAUCUCAGACGAGUCUCAGGAGUCUGGAGAGAUGUCCCUCGAGCUGUCGAUUGGAAAGCUCAUUAACAUGAGUUUCUCUGGGUUGUUGUAUUCGAGUGACUCGAUCAGAAACGCAUCCUUUGCUCUUUUGGCGUCAUUGACGAAGCUUUUCCACUUUUCCGUGGGACGCAAAAUCGAGACGGUCGACGGAGUGACUUUCCCCUUUGGUGAAGUCAAUUACAUCUCUUCUGUAUCUGCAGAGAUGGCCAAGAAUCAUCCUACUCUCACAUAUGCGGUUCUUCGUGGUUUCUUUGAGGCAUUUGAUGACGCAUCGCUUCAAAACAAGUCAUCUAUAGUGAUGUACAUUGGACCGUGGAUCAAGAACCUUUACAAGUACGUCUAUCUUGCUAACUCUUCAAAGGGACCAGCAAGAACGGCGGAUUUGGUGUGUCGAUUUGUUCGUUCGUCUAGAGAUUCGAUGAGGGUUACACAGGCGUUCAUGUACUUCAUCUGGUCUCAAAUCUCACUUGAGGAUCAACUUGUAGAAGUGAUUAUCAACGAAAUUGUAGCGGCAGCCAUUGACCAUGAGGCUGAGGGUCACAACUGGACAGAAAUUACACGAUUCUGGCCCCUUACGCCGACCAUCGAGGUGUGUAGCUUCUUGCUCCGGCGUCUCAGAGAGAAAUCGUACACUCUAUCGAUCAAUGAGUCGGAAAUUGAGGUCCAUACUACAUGGAUAGAGACUACCGUAAUGGCACGGUUCCUUGCAUACCUUGUAUUUGACUCGCUACUCUUUGUUCAGACUUUCCUGAGUGAUAUUUUCUACGUGGCGACGAUCUACAUGGACUGUGGACCGUUGGAAAUGCGUCGUUGUAUGUCCAAUCUACUUAUUCGCACUUUCCAUUCCUACUUGUCCCAUGAGGGACUUAGUGAGAAGCAGAGAGAUAGUAUUAGAAGCCAAAUCGAGCUUCUUAACGGUGCCCGGUUCAGGAUGCUCUUUGGAUUGACCCGUGAGGACAACGAUGAGAUGUUCAACCAGACAUCUUUGCCUGGUGGAGAGAUGAUCAACCGCGCCAAUGCAGUUUCCACGCUUUGUGACUUGCUAGUGGGAUUUAUAAAGUCGUUCUCCAGUGUGGAAGAUUGUGAGUUGAAGCUGAUUAAGUGUAGUAGCUAUGUGAUGAAUGUUGCCUUUGACUCGAAUUCACAGCUACAGGGACAGGCAAUUCUUGUAUUGGGCAGCUUGACCAAAGAGGGUAUUGAUAGUAUUUUGGUUGGCCGGUUUCUCGGGUUGCUGCUCGAGACUUUUGACCGAGUCACGUCGUCUAUUGGUCAGAGCAAGAAGCACUUUUCGUUGCUCAUUUGCGUGAUGCACGCAUUUUCUCGAGCCUUGGAUGGAGUUCGCUCGGAUUCAUCGUUUCUUCCACGGUUUUUCUGGCUCUCCUACUCGAUGUUGUUUCUGGAUAACGCCAUGUUCUACUACUAUGGAUUGAAGUUUCUUAGAAGCAUACUGACCAAGAUGAGCGAACACUUGGAGAAGCUGCGUAAAGAGGAACCGGAGUCAAAGGCCAUGACAAUCGGUGACUACGUAAACAAGUAUCGGGAUGCCUUUGAUCCUGUCUUGAGAGAGUACGAGGCACUCAACGGCAUCACUUUCUCUACACGAUACUUUGACGCUAUAAUGGUGUGCCUAUGUGCUAAAGGAUUGACAGUUCCAUUCUGUCAUCGAUCUUCUUUGGAGACUAUGGAGACGUUGUUGAAGGUGAGAUAUGCGGAAGGGGCUCCAGGAUAUUCGACGUAUCUUUUCUAUAUCUACAUUAUGUCUUCCUCGAACGAGGAGAUGGUGGAGACUAUGAAGAGAUGCGGAGUUUCUAGCGACUCUCCCAUGUAUACGUUCUCUAUGGGGACAAAGAUGCCCAAAGUGGUGUCUGAAUGGUACAGUAUGAGUAGUCCGAACGCUAUAGCAUGCUGUCUCAGUGCACUCAAGUACUUCAGGAGUCAAAAGGUGAACGAGGUGACGUCUUCACGGGCACUUAUGUUAUUUGGAGCUAUGGAAGAACAACGUCCGGACCAAGUUUACGGUCUCUGGGAUGAAUUUUCCGGUGUUUUACAAGGAUUCAUCGAGAAUUCGUCCACCACGUAUCUUCUAGAGAUGUCAUUGGAUGUAGUUUCAAAAAUGAUGGAGAAUACAGAGAGUGAGAAACAUGACGAGUAUCAGAAAAACGCAUGGAAGACACUCGAAGACGCUGAUUUGAUGGGACUUAAAGAAUUGGGAUUCAGUAGUGAAGAUACUUUUAAUGGAGACAUGUCUGAGGAGGCGUUUGAGACGCUUAAAAAGAGAUCCUCCUAUAUCAGUAAGAUGAUAGGAACGUUGAGAACGUUGUCAGUACAAGAUGAAUAG
This is a messenger RNA of Brettanomyces nanus, 8370 nucleotides long. RefSeq lists its product as uncharacterized. The coding region runs from base 1 to 8370 and encodes 2789 amino acids. Gene Ontology annotation, biological process: regulation of GTPase activity. The record is from RefSeq and is a predicted model, not a curated record. The transcript is spliced from 2 exons. NCBI's taxonomy places the organism in Eukaryota, Fungi, Ascomycota, Pichiomycetes, Pichiales, Pichiaceae.